GGAGAGACCUGAGCUGUAGUGUACAGAUGUGGGCUGAGGAGAAAUAUUAAUAACAAUAUUAAUAAGAAGGAAAAGUAUUUCAGUUCAGUAGAUGAGAGAUUUCUCUCUUUAAUUGAGCAGAAAUCUGAAUUUAAUCGAAUAUUUAAAGGAAAUGACAGGAAUACCGGCGAGAGUGAUAAAUGAGGAUGUAACGGCAGCGGUUCUUAGUUUCUUGUAUUGACUCGCGCAGCCCUGCGCGAGACUUUAAUUUAAAUUUGAAAAAUAACGGCUGAGCGGUCUAACGGUCACCAACGGUCAGCCUGACUUGCUUUAUUACAGGAAGUGAGAUGACGUCUACAGAAAUGGAGACAAUGAAGAUCACACCGGAAGUCCUCCAAGAGCUGCUCCAGUACUACAACCUAACCCGUCAGGAGUUCAUCCACACAUACAACAUCCAGCCCCUGGUGUACGUACCUGAGCUGCCCACUGGUGCCAAGGCCACAUUUGUGCUUAUUUACACUCUGAUCUUUGUGUUGGCGCUGAUGGGUAACAGCCUGGUGGUGUGUGUUGUGGUAAGGAAAGGAAAAACACAGAGUGCCACCAGCAUCUUCAUCUGUUCUCUGGCCAUCAGUGACCUGCUCAUCACCUUUUUCUGUAUACCCUUUACCCUCCUGCAGAACAUCUCAGCUCAGUGGUUUGGAGGCGUGUUGGUUUGUAAAACAGUUCCAUUCGUCCAGACCACAGCGAUUGUGACUGGAAUCCUCACCAUGACGUGCAUUGCAGUGGAGAGAUACCAGGGCAUCGUUCAUCCGCUCAAAAUGAAGAGACAGUACACACCCAAACGUGCCUACAGGAUGCUGGUGUGUGUUUCAGGCCUGGUGUGGUUGGUGUCUGUGAUGGUGGGGUCACCCAUGCUGUUUGUCCAGCAAUUAGAGGUGAAGUACGAUUUCCUCUAUGAGAACCAUCACGUGUGCUGUCAGGAGUCGUGGAGCUCGGUGCUGCAGCGCAGGAUCUACACUACCUUCAUCAUGGUGGCUCUGUUCGUCCUGCCCCUGGCCGCCAUGCUUUUCCUGUACACUCGCAUCAGCAUCGAGCUGUGGAUCCGCAAACGGGUAGGAGACACCUCAGUCCUCGACACAAUCAACCACACUGAGGUCAACAAGAUCUGCAGGAAGAAAAAGCGUGCAGUGAAGAUGAUGAUCACCAUCGUCUUACUGUUCACCAUCUGCUGGGCACCGUUCCACACCAUCCACAUGCUCUUCGAGUACAACAACCUGGAGCAGAAGUACGACGAGGUGACCCUGAACAUGAUCGUGGCCGUGGUUCAGGCCAUCGGAUUUUCAAACUCGUUCAACAAUCCCAUCGUGUACGCCUUCAUGAACGAGAGCUUUAAAAAGAGCUGCCUUUCGGCCAUGUCCACUCUAUUCCGCAGGCCAGGAGCGCAUAACGUCAGAGUGCACUUCUCCAAAACCCGCCACACCGCCAAGGCUAACCCUAACAGCACCGAGCUCCAGGAGCAGACCAGCUGAACGUUUCGGACGCGACGUGUGGACAUGUGCCGACAAUCAGUGAUGAUGACCUAGUGGACACCACUGAUCCCCUGCAUCGUGUUCUCGAGGAGGAUGGAAAAUAUGACGCAUUUUGCUCAGUGGUGUCUGUGCUCUAAAGCCCAGCACAAGUCUGAAGGAGCGUCGUGUCUGGACUUCUCAGGGAAGCAAUUUUAUUAAUUGUGCUUACUGAAUGAAAGCAUGAUGGGAAAAAUGUCACCUGUACUGCGAAUUAUGGUGUGAUGGUGGCAGUGGAUGAGUAGAUGGAACCUCAUCUAUUUGAAGCUUCGCAGUGGAGGCUGGUAUAGAAGCGAAGAUGCACCACCCUGAUUUACAUUUAUGGCCAAAUGUGGGUGUUUCAGCCACUGCUAACACAUACAGUAUAUACAUCAACUCCAGAUUGAGGUACACACACUUUUAACUCAUUUGAUGGGCACAAAUUUCCACAGGUACAUGUCAAAAUCUUGUGGAAAGCCUUAUUAGAACAGCGGAAGCUGCAAUUUAUAUUACUGCUAAUACUUUUAAAAUGGGACCAGGAGUCAGGUGUCCAGAUACUGUUGACCAAAUAGUGUAUAUAGGUUUGGAAGGAGAUGUCCAAGCACAUGCGGAUCUGACACGUUGAGGGAGUAUUAAGCUUGAACUUCUCACACAUUCCUGUGUGUUCUUAUGUUCAUGCAUCACGUCCUGCUGCUCAGGAGAACUGGGCAAUUAGAGCUGAACUUGUGGAGUUUCUGUGUGAUACACCAGAGAGGGACUGAAGCGUUCCUCAUGUUCCGCAAUGCUUUAGGGACCUUCUAGGACUGAAUCUAACAAAAGUGGAACUUUCUUUGUAUUUACAAAGCAGGUUUCUGGAAAAGUUGGGACACUUAAAAGAUUUCCAGUGUUCUCACUGAUCAACUUCUUCGUAGAUUGGUUUGUAAAUGUAAUUAAAAUUAUUUUUGCAAUUUAUCAAAUGUCCCAACCUUUAAGGAAAUUGGGUUUGAAUUAGAGAUGGGACGAUCGAUCGGCUAUGAAUCGGUAUCGGCCGAUUUUUAAUCAAAAUAUGCUAUCGGCGAUCGGCCGAUAUUUCCUAAAAGUAGCCGAUCCGAUCGUGUGAUAUAUAAAGACCACGUUAAGUUAACAGCUCAGUGGAUUGAUCCAGACUUUGAGCUACAAAGCACCAACCAUCACAUCACCAUUCAUCAACCAUCGUACAGAAACCAUCGUGAAAGCUCUUCAUGACCUAAAAUAACAUCAUUAACGUUGUGCAUCAUACAUACGAUGUAAUUUUGCUGAUUGUAAUAUUUACUUUAAAAAGAUAAUUCA
Messenger RNA from Trichomycterus rosablanca, 2831 nucleotides. RefSeq names its product pyroglutamylated RFamide peptide receptor b (gene qrfprb). The transcript is spliced from 7 exons. NCBI's taxonomy places the organism in Eukaryota, Metazoa, Chordata, Actinopteri, Siluriformes, Trichomycteridae. Bases 327 to 1508 code for a protein of 393 amino acids. Gene Ontology annotation, molecular function: neuropeptide Y receptor activity; peptide binding. Gene Ontology annotation, cellular component: plasma membrane. Gene Ontology annotation, biological process: G protein-coupled receptor signaling pathway; cellular response to hormone stimulus. The record is from RefSeq and is a predicted model, not a curated record.